Molecule: messenger RNA, 2294 nt
Organism: Larimichthys crocea (large yellow croaker)
Lineage: Eukaryota; Metazoa; Chordata; Actinopteri; Sciaenidae
Product: integral membrane protein 2A
Exons: 6
Coding region: 309-1055 (248 amino acids)
Biological process (GO): negative regulation of amyloid precursor protein biosynthetic process
Cellular component (GO): extracellular exosome; Golgi apparatus; plasma membrane
Molecular function (GO): amyloid-beta binding
Source: RefSeq, a predicted model, not a curated record
GGGGGCAAUAAAUGGUUUUAGUGGUCGCGGUCAAACCAGCUGUAAGAGUCCUUUAAAUGAUCAGCUGUUUUUAUUUGUUAUGUCACCUUGAAGUUUGAAGGACUUUUUUCUUUCUCCAGCUUCCGCUCAGGAUGUCAUCUUAAUCCCCCUGCAGCCACCGGAAGCGCUAGAUAAAGCCGAGGUUGCAAAGUGCGUCACAGCGCUGAGAGCUGCUGCUGAAAGCCGAGUCUGCAGUCCAGCAUCGACAAGUCUUCUGUUUGCACAAAGAAGAAAAAAACCCUAAGCGGACGUGUCUCCUCUCUUCAAGCAUGGUGAAGAUCGCUUUUAACUCGGCUCUGGCCCAGAAGGCGCUGGGCAAAGAGGUGCCAUCCGCAGUGACGGAUCCUGAGCUGGCCUCUGCUCCAGCGGGUAACGAGGGCUCCACAGGUCGCUGUCUGCUCACCCUGCUGGGCAUCGCCUUCAUCCUCAGUGGGCUCAUCGUGGGGGGAGCAUGUCUCUAUCGAUAUUUCACCCCGAAGAGGCUGUAUCACGGCGCGAUGCAGUUCAGUGAUGUGUCGGGCGGAGCUGGAGGUGAGAGCCAGCCAUACUACCUGCCACGGGUGGAGGAGGAGAUGGAGAUCUCUGACAGCAUGGCUGUCAUCAGCGUCCCACCUCCUCGCUUCAGACCUGGAGACCCCGCUUACAUCCUCCAUGACUUCAACAGGAAGCUGACCGCAUAUCUGGACCUGACUCUGAGAACCUGCUUCGUGAUUCCUCUUAAUACCUCGGUGGUGCUCCCCCCUCAGGACCUCAUCGACCUCUUCUCGCAGCUGAUGUCUGGCUCAUAUCGCAGCUACUUGGUGCACGAGGACCUGGUGGUGACGGAGCGUAUCGAUGACAUUAAGCCUCUGGGCUUCUACAUCCGUCGGCUGUGCGAUGGAAAGGAAACUUACAGAAUGCAGCGUCGCUCCAGCCUGCCAGGUGGAGGCAUCCAGAAGCGCUCUGCCGACGAUUGUUUCACCAUCCACCACUUUGAGAACAAGUUCGUGACGGAGACCAGGAUCUGCAAGGCUUGAUGGGAGAGCGUGGUCAUGAAAGUGUGAGAAUGGAAGAAAGUGACAGAGAGAGAGAGUGGGAGGGAGUAGGCGAGUGGGAAGGAACAACUUUUAGCAGAAAGUUACUUUUGUAUAAAACUCUUAACUCUUUUUUUGCCUCCCCCUGCUUUAACCAGUGAUAAGUGAAUUUAAGUUACGGCAUUAUAUAGCUCAAGCCACCCCACUCCUCUGCUGUAUUUCCCUGAACCUGUAGAAGUCUUAGCUCUCUUGCGCAAAUAUUCAGUAGUUAUUCUUGUACUGAUAACCAGCGUCGGCCUGCUUACUAAGAAUAUACUAAGUUUCAUUUGUUGUAUUUUUCUGUUUGUUCUGUUGCUGCAGAAUUCUAGUUAUAACUGUAUUACAACAUUCAACCGCCUCCAGACGAGAGUUGUUAAUCCUUCUACUGAAUAUCCUCGUGUUACUGAGAAGUCAUUCAUAUCGGACCUGCCUGUGUGUGUCAGCUUACUGUUCCCACUAGAGCAGCCUUUGACAAGAUCUACUAUAUGUUAUAGUGUGAUAUAGCACAAGUCCCCCUGCAGAUGUGUUACAGUUACAGUACACAUGUAACACGGUCGUCAGCGUCUUUUUAAGGAUAUGGACCAGAGAUGCUCGAGACGAGAGCUCUCAGUCGCCACUUUUGUAGAUAUUUCCCAGAGUGCCCUGCUGCUCCCAGAGCCCUCUGCUGUCCCGCCGUGCGAUGACCUUUAUGUAAUCGAUGGUGUCAUACCUGAUGGUGAACAGUCCAGCACCCUAUGUGAGCAGUGUUUGUGUUUGUGUAGAGACUUCUUUUUGUGUGUGACGAUAAACCCGGAAGGUGAAAGGAGUGAAUAAGCUAGAAAGAGAAAUUUCAAAAAAAUUUAAAAACACUUUCUGUGAGAUUUUCAAUCCUUAUUUGUGAAUUUGUAGUCCCGUGACCUGAGAUGAUAGCUAUAAUGAAUAGCUCACUAUAAGUGGCUACAUGUUUUGCAGUGAAUCUGCAUUAAACACUCAGAGAAAAGACUGAAGGCAAAAAAACAAACUUUGAGUCAUUUUUAAGUGGUUUUCCACUCGAUGGCUGCACAGAAAGACAAUCAGACAGGAAGUGUGCUUGUAAAACUGUGUUUCUUCUGUCUCGGCUUUUUAACAAUACUAGAAGAUUAGAUAAAAACCAAUGUCGUGUGCAGCUACUGAAAUGAACUUCACUUUGUUGCUAAAUAAAGUUGCAUUUCUUUACCUACUGAA